Messenger RNA from Pteronotus mesoamericanus, 1473 nucleotides. RefSeq names its product SUMO-conjugating enzyme UBC9-like. NCBI's taxonomy places the organism in Eukaryota, Metazoa, Chordata, Mammalia, Chiroptera, Mormoopidae. Gene Ontology annotation, biological process: protein sumoylation. Gene Ontology annotation, cellular component: nucleus. Gene Ontology annotation, molecular function: SUMO conjugating enzyme activity. The record is from RefSeq and is a predicted model, not a curated record. The transcript has a single exon. The coding region runs from base 44 to 520 and encodes 158 amino acids.
UCCACCUCGCUCGCCGAGCCGUGACCGCCCUAGGACUUUGAAUAUGUCGGGGAUCGCCCUCAGCAGACUUGCCCAGGAGAGGAAAGCUUGGCGAAAAGACCACCCAUUUGGUUUUGUGGCUGUCCCAACAAAAAAUCCCGACGGCACGAUGAACCUCAUGAACUGGGAGUGCGCCAUUCCAGGAAAGAAAGGGACCCCUUGGGAAGGAGGCUUGUUUAAACUGCGGAUGCUCUUCAAAGACGACUAUCCAUCCUCACCUCCGAAAUGCAAAUUUGAACCACCGUUGCUUCAUCCGUACGUGUAUCCUUCUGGCACUGUAAGCCUGUCCAUCCUCGAGGAAGACAAGGACUGGAGGCCAGCCAUCACGAUUAAGCAGAUCUUAUUAGGAAUACAGGAACUUCUAAAUGAACCAAAUAUCCAAGAUCCAGCUCAAGCGGAGGCCUACACAUUUUACUGCCAAAACAGAGUAGAAUAUGAGAAAAGGGUUCGAGCACAAGCCAAGAAGUUUGCACCCUCAUAAGCAGCGACCUGCGGCAACAUCAAAAGGAAGGGAUUCGUUUGGCAAGAACUUGUUUGGAACAUUUGCAGAUCUAGCAUUGCUCUAUACAAUUACUAGUCACCUAGGGGAGGCAGGCGGGCGCCAUUUUCCAUUUCCGCCACUGGUACACAGUUCUCCACUUGCUGAAUUGCCCAGUUUUUCAUACAGUGUGUCUUCCUUCAGUCUUUUGUAUUUUUGAUUGUUAUGUAAAACUUGCUUUUAUUUUAAUAUUGAUGUCAGUAUUUCAACUGCAGUAAAAUUAAAAACUUUUAUACUUCUACGAGUCCCUGAGGAGCUAGUUCCUUUUGCUCGUGGCUGCAGGUAUGCUUCUCACUGUCAGAGCUACACAGAGCCUCCAGCUGGCUGUAUGAAAAAGAAAUUGGCCUGUCCCCUGCCCUCGCGCCUCUGUCCUUCUCUUUGCAGAACCUGGGUUGUUUUGCUAUGAGCCUCAGAUCCAAAGUCAGCCAGUCUCUUGUUUCCGCACCACUUCCUUUGUGUUUAUAUGGCGUUUUGUCUGUGUUGCUGUUUAGAGUAAAUAAACUGUUUAUAUAAAGAAAAAAAAAGUAAAAUAAAAGGAUUGCCAACUCUUGUGAAGUGCCAGCUCCUAGUGAUGGCCUUUAGACUUUGGAAGGCUGUGAGGUAUGUUUAUGGAAAUAGAAGUUGAUGUCAGGAUGUAAAAGUAUUGAAAAACUAAAGAAAAAUUCAAAGCUGUAGAAGUGUAGAAAGGGAACCAAAGGGUCCGGAUGAUGGUCUGGUAGACAGGCAAAGAAGGGGCUAAGAAGGAACAGAGAUCUUCAAUGUGCAGGGUUCAAGAGAGUGGGACUUUUGCCCUGCCUGGUGUGGCUCAGUGGACUGAGUGCUGGCCUCUUCAGUUCCCAGUCAGGGCACAGCCUGGGUUGCGGGCCAAGUCUCCAGUAGGGGGCAUGCGAGAGGCA